This is a messenger RNA of Triticum aestivum (bread wheat), 2211 nucleotides long. RefSeq names its product WRKY transcription factor 6. NCBI's taxonomy places the organism in Eukaryota, Viridiplantae, Streptophyta, Magnoliopsida, Poales, Poaceae. The record is from RefSeq and is a predicted model, not a curated record. Gene Ontology annotation, biological process: regulation of DNA-templated transcription. The transcript is spliced from 6 exons. Bases 132 to 1859 code for a protein of 575 amino acids. Gene Ontology annotation, molecular function: sequence-specific DNA binding; DNA-binding transcription factor activity.
GAGAGACUUCAGACUCCUCCCUCAUUCGGUCUCUACGACACGUUUCUUUCUCUCUCCCUCUCCCUCUCCCUCUCCCUCUCCCCUCGGCUAGCAAGGCGUCUCUCUCUUCUCCAGGGAGGCUCUCGAUUUGCAUGGACAAGGGCCACCUCGGUGGCGGCGGAGGAGGAGGAGGACUGCUCGCCCUGGACGCCUCGCCGCGGCAGCUCGGCUUCCUGAACUUGCUAUCACCGGCGCCGUUCCACAGGAGCAUGGAGGCGGACGACGGCGGCGGUGGCGGCGGCGGCAGGGGGAGGAGGUCCAUCGAGGUUGACUUCUUCUCCGACGAGAAGAAGAACAUGAAGAAGAGCCGCGCAUCGGCCGGUGCUGACGCGGAGGACCACAAGGAUCAGGCCUCCGCCGCCGGACUCGCCAUCAAGAAGGAGGACCUCACCAUUAACCUCCUUACCGGGAACAACACGAGGAGCGACCGGUCCAUGGUGGUCGACGACGACGGGGCGUCCCGGGCCGACGAGGACAGGAACGGCAGGAACACCGGCGAGCUGGCGGCGAUGCAGGCCGAGCUGAGCCGCAUGAACGAGGAGAACCAGCGGCUGCGAGGGAUGUUGACCCAGGUCAACAGCAGCUACCAUGCGCUGCAGAUGCAUCUCGUCGCGCUCAUGCAGCAAAGGACCCAGAUGCCUCCGGUCCAGCCGCAACAACCUCCGACCCACGAGGAUGGCAAGAACGAGAGUGCCAUCGUUCCGAGGCAGUUCCUGGGUCUGGGCCCGUCCGGAGCCAGCGCUGACGUGGCGGAAGAGCCGUCCAACUCGUCCACGGAGGUCGGGAGCCCGCGCCGGUCGUCGUCCAACGGGAACGAGGACCCUGAGCGCGGCGACAACCCCGACGGCCCGUCCACCGCGGGGUGGUUGCCCGGGCGCGGGAUGAGCCAGCAGCAGCAGCAGCAGCUGGGAGCGGCGGCCAAGGGCCAUGACCAGCAAGCGCAGGAGGCCACCAUGAGGAAGGCCCGUGUCUCCGUCCGCGCACGAUCCGAAGCCCCGAUUAUCGCCGAUGGAUGCCAAUGGAGGAAGUACGGUCAGAAGAUGGCCAAGGGAAACCCUUGCCCACGCGCCUACUACCGCUGCACCAUGGCCACCGGCUGCCCGGUGCGUAAGCAGGUGCAACGAUGCGCCGAGGACCGGACCAUCCUCAUCACCACGUACGAGGGCACGCACAACCACCCGCUCCCGCCGGCCGCCAUGGCCAUGGCAUCCACUACGUCGGCCGCCGCGUCCAUGCUGCUCUCGGGCUCCAUGCCCAGCGCCGACGGCGCGGGCCUCAUGAGCUCCAACUUCCUCGCGCGCACCGUGCUGCCAUGCUCGUCCAGCAUGGCCACCAUCUCGGCGUCCGCGCCGUUCCCGACGGUGACGCUCGACCUCACCCACGCCCCGCCCGGGGCGCCCAACGCCAUGCCGCUGAACGUCGCCCGACCGCAUGCACCGGGGCAGUUCCAUGUUCCGAUGCCCGGCGGUGGGAUGGCCCCGGCCUUCGCGAUGCCGCCGCACAUGCUGUACAACCAGUCCAAGUUCUCUGGCCUGCAGAUGUCCUCCGAUUCGGUGGACGCCGGGCAGUUCGCGCAGCCUAGGCCGCCGAUGGGCCUGCCAGGCCAGCUGUCCGACACCGUCAGCGCAGCGGCGGCCGCGAUCACCGCGGACCCAAACUUCACAGUGGCGCUCGCCGCGGCCAUCUCGUCGAUCAUGGCCGGCCAGCACGCCGCCGGCAACAGCAACGCGAACAACAGCAACAACAACACCAGUAACAACAACGUGACGACGACUAGUAACAACACGACGAGCAACAACACCAACAGCGAGACCCAAUGAACGACCUGGUCAAGUUCGAAAAGAGUUGAGAAACCAGAUACUAGCUAGGUUGCAAGUUAUACACGGAUGGUGUUCCAUUCUUCUUUGGUCAGGAUUAGCUUGUCGAGACGUGUCUUUGGUUUUGAUACCAAGCAUGAUAUACGAUCACCCUUUUUCUUUCGUGAUUUUGCGGCGGCAAAAAAAAGGUUGUAUUAGUUCAUUCCUUCCCCUUAGUUCUUUUUCCAUCGCCGGCAGCUGUUGAUAUUUCACUGUAAUAAUUAUAAUAACUAUAGUAAUAAGUAAAAUAAUGGCCCCCACCUCGGAGAUAUUUCUAUGCUAGUCAAAGCAGAAGAAAUGCGGGGGUAAAGAACAA